Molecule: messenger RNA, 3478 nt
Organism: Columba livia (rock pigeon)
Lineage: Eukaryota; Metazoa; Chordata; Aves; Columbiformes; Columbidae
Gene: SNX27
Product: sorting nexin 27
Exons: 13
Coding region: 33-1694 (553 amino acids)
Biological process (GO): signal transduction; endocytic recycling; intracellular protein transport
Cellular component (GO): early endosome
Molecular function (GO): protein binding; phosphatidylinositol-3-phosphate binding
Source: RefSeq, a predicted model, not a curated record
GUGACGGGCCGGCCGGGCGCUUGCUCGCCAAGAUGGCGGAUGAGGAGGGCGAGUCGCUGCCGCGCUCGGCGGCGCUGCCGCAGCGGAACGGCGGCGGCGAGGGGGCCCCGGCGGGGCCGGGCGGCCCCCGCGUGGUCCGCAUCGUCAAGUCGGAGUCCGGCUACGGCUUCAACGUCCGCGGCCAAGUGAGCGAGGGCGGGCAGCUGCGGAGCAUCAACGGCGAGCUGUACGCGCCGCUGCAGCAUGUCAGCGCCGUGCUGGGCGGAGGGGCCGCCGACCGAGCCGGGGUGCGCAAGGGGGACCGCAUCCUGGAGGUCAACGGGGUGAACGUGGAGGGAGCGACGCACAAGCAGGUGGUGGAUCUGAUCCGCGCCGGCGAGAAGGAGCUGAUCCUGACGGUGCUUUCGGUGCCGCCGCACGAGGCCGACAGCCUGGACCCCGGCGACGACUCCCUGGGCCAGUCGUUCUACGACUACACGGAGAAGCAGGCGGUGCCCAUCUCCAUCCCCACCUACAAGCACGUGGAGCAGAACGGCGAGAAGUUCGUGGUUUACAACGUGUACAUGGCGGGUCGCCAGCUCUGCUCCAAGCGCUACCGCGAGUUCGCCAUCCUGCACCAGAACCUGAAACGGGAGUUUGCCAACUUCACCUUCCCGCGCCUGCCGGGGAAGUGGCCGUUCUCGCUGUCCGAGCAGCAACUGGACGCGCGGCGACGCGGCCUGGAGGAGUAUCUGGAAAAAGUGUGUUCCAUCCGUGUCAUCGGCGAGAGCGACAUCAUGCAGGAGUUCCUGUCCGAGUCGGAUGAGAACUACAACGGCGUCUCGGACGUGGAGCUCCGAGUAGCGUUACCGGACAUAACCACGGUGACGGUCAGGGUCAAAAAGAACAGCACCACGGACCAGGUGUACCAGGCUGUGGCUGCGAAAGUCGGGAUGGACAGUAUUACCGCAAACUACUUCGCCUUGUUCGAAGUGAUCAACCACUCCUUCGUGCGCAAACUGGCGCCCAACGAAUUCCCCCACAAACUCUACGUGCAGAACUACACCUCGGCGGUGCCGGGGACGUGCCUGACCAUUCGGAAGUGGCUCUUCACGACGGAGGAGGAGGUGCUUCUCAACGACAACGACCUGGCGGUCACCUACUUCUUCCAUCAGGCUGUGGAUGAUGUCAAGAAAGGCUACAUCAAAGCCGAGGAGAAGUCCUACCAGCUGCAGAAGCUGUGCGAGCAGAGGAAGAUGGUGAUGUAUUUAAACAUGUUACGGACGUGCGAGGGCUACAACGAGAUCAUCUUCCCCCACUGCUCCUGCGACUCGCGGCGGAAGGGCCACGUCAUCACCGCCAUCAGCAUCAAGCACUUUAAACUCCACGCCUGCACCGAGGAGGGACAGCUGGAGAACCAGGUUAUCGCCUUCGAAUGGGACGAAAUGCAGCGGUGGGACACGGACGAGGAGGGCAUGGCCUUUUGUUUCGAGUACGCCCGAGGCGAGAAGAAACCCCGAUGGGUUAAAAUCUUCACCCCUUAUUUCAACUACAUGCACGAGUGCUUCGAACGGGUCUUCUGCGAGCUCAAGUGGAGGAAGGAGGUGGAGGAGGAGGCGGCAGACAAGGCUAACGAGAACUGCGGUAAAGACAGUUUGCGCAGCGAGAACAUUUUCCAGCUGGUCAGAUCACAGCAAAGGGACGCGGCCACUUAGUGGAACGGAACAACACCCCCCCCCCUAAUUAACACAGCUCUGUCAUUGUAUUAAAGCCCUGAAACUAAAUAUUAUUAUUAAUAAUAAUCCCAUUUGUGAGCGUCCUGUCGAAAGCACCGAGGAGCCGCUUUCCCCCCCCGUUCCAGCGCUUGGACUGAGCUCUUUUGUACCAUUGGAACCGGAACGUCGCGCUUUGCGCUGGUCAAACGUAUAUUGUACGUAUGUAAAAAAUACCCCCCCCAAAAUACCCCCCCACCAAUCAGAGUCCAAGAUACACAAACUUCAUUUAAUUCCAACCCGCCGGCAGCGCCUUUUUCACCUUUUUAUUUAACAAACCUGGCUCCUCCCAGCACAAUAUGGGGUGUUUUUUAUUAAAAAUAAAAUAACUUCGGAAUAAAAAAGGCGAAAGGAAAAAAGAAAUAAAAAAAGGAGAAGAGAAAAGAAGACAAAGGGGAAAAAAAAACGGUGGAAACAAAUUAAAAAUAAAGGAGAAAAAAAGAAAAAUGGAGAAAAAAGGGGAAAAAAGCGUCGCUGCCGGAAAGGCCUCUGGGCGCAGGUUUCAGCCCUUGGGUUGUUAUUGCCACCCCCCCCCCCCCCGCGAUGUUUUGCUUCGAUUUGGGGUGAUUUCAUAGAUUUUGGGGACAUCUGGACCCCCCCACGCUGGGGGGAAGUGUCCCCAGGGGGCCCAGAGGGGAAAUUGGGGUGAAAAAGGGGGUUUUUUGCUGCUUCGGGGGUAGUUUUUGCAGAGGAAAAAGGUGAUUUAAAUAGCUGGGGAAGGGGGCGCCGUGUGUCCCCAUCACCCUGUGUGCCCCCCAUGUGUCAUCACCCUAUGUCCCCAUCACCCCAUGACCCCCCAUGUGUCAUCACCCUGUGUCCCCCCCAUGUGUCGUCACCCCAUGACCCCCCGUGUGUCAUCACCCCAUGUGUCCCCCCCAUGUGUCAUUGCCCCAUGUGUCCCCCCAUGUAUCAUGAUCCCAUGUCUCAUCACCCCAUGUCCCCAUCACCCUGUGGCCCACCCCAUGUGCUCCCCAUGUGUCAUCACCCCAUGUCCCCAUCACCCCAUGUCCCCCCAUGUGUCAUCACCCCGUGUCCCCAUCACCCCAUGUCCCCCCCAUGUGUCCUCACCCCGUGGCCCCAUCACCCCGUGGCCCCAUCACCCCAUGUCCCCCCAUGUGUCAUCACCCCAUGUCCCCAUCACCCCAUGUCCCCCCAUGUGUCAUCAUCCCGUGUCCCCAUCACCCCGUGUCCCCCCCCAUGUGUCCUCACCCCGUGGCCCCAUCACCCCAUGUCCCCCCCCUGUGUCGUCACCCCAUGACCCCCCGUGUGUCAUCACCCCAUGUGUCCCCCCCAUGUGUCAUCACCCCAUGUCCCCCCCAUGUGUCAUCACCCCGUGGCCCCAUCACCCUGUGUCCCCAUUACCCGUGUCCCCCCAAUGUGUCAUCACCCCGUGUGUCCCCCAUGUGUCAUCACCCCCUGUCCCCAUCACCCCAUGCCCCCCCAUGUGUCAUCACCCCAUGUCACCCCCCCCAACCUUCAUGGGAUUUUGGGGUGAAACCCUUUUAUUUUGGGGCAAAAUCCCCCUGUUAUGCAGCUCCCAGAGCCUUUUACAGCGGGGGGGUGGAAUUAAUUAGCACCACACUAAUUGGCUUUAUUAAAAAAUCCCCCCCCCCGAGCUGCUCCCAGUGGUUCGUUCCUCGGUCUCUAACUCACCGGCUGUUUGGUAAAGUCACUUAGUGUAAUUAAUUGUAACAUAUUCUUUUAAAUAAAUUGAUUUAUUGAUGAAA